AAAGACUUUAAUCAAAAUUUAAUGACAUUUAGGACUUGAUAUUACAAGGGUAUAAUUUACAAUUAUUAAAUCGUAUUAAACUUAUGUGCUAUAAGCCCAUUAUCCUAAAAAGCCAAUCCAUUUCGUCCAGUGCUGUUGAUAUAUAUGGUCAUUCCUUGUCUGAUUUUUGUUUUGAUUUCUUGUAAACGGGCAUUUGUUUCACUUUGCAUUUGGUUUUUGCAGUUUGCGGAUGACUCAGUGACCGCCACUUUCAGGGCUCAGUAUAUCUUAUCAGUGAUUAAAUAUAGAACAAAUUGACAAUCCGGAAGAGGGUAAAGAGAGAGAAUCAUCUCUCCUCUAUUCGAUUGUAAAGUGCGCACUCGAUCGUGCAGCUGUUUGUUUGUUUAGUUUAAUUCGCCCCGAACCGCCGCAGCUGUUUGAAUAUGUGAGUGGUCAAAGAGAAACUCGGACCUGGCCCUGGUCGAGGCGACCUACAAAAGAAUGCCAUGCAAAAAACCCAGCGCAAGACCGUGAAUCACUUGUGUGGGGCGGGAAAAAGCACCAAAAAGAUUGCCACUGAGAUCAGAGAUAUCAUGGAAACUGAGCAAUGAACAAGGUGGGCAAGCAUAUUCAAAGCGGCAUCUCUGGCCUGGGCAACGGCGGUGUUCCAUUGUCCACGACGACUCUACUGGGAUCUCCGCUGGAGGCAGCCAAUGGAACCAAUGGGUCGGCCAGUACCACAAAUGUGUUCAAUUCGAUCAUGAGCUUUCUGCCAGACAAUCGGCCCAUCACCUCGCUGCACAUCGUCGAGGAUUUCGAGCGGUGCCCGAAGAACUUUAGUGCCAUAAACCGCACCUACGAUCAGGAUUCGGAUGCGGAUCUGUGGCGCGACUACAGCCUGUUUGGGCGCCAGAAUACACGUUAUCUUUGCCUGUCCAAGUCCGAGGGCCUACCGGAAUACGUGGUGGAGACACUGCAAGUCAUUGCGGAUAAGACGGCGCCGCCCAAGGAAUUCUCGCAGGUCUCCCGCACCGCCGACAGUGACCAGAAGGCCUGGCGCAAGCGGCAGAUCAUAUACAAGCUGUCCAAGCGCGGCACAGUCACCCAGGCGGUCACCGACAUCAUACUCUGCUCCAAGCUAAAGGCGGCACCCGAUGGCUUCAAGCUGGCCGGCGACAUCAACGGAGUGCUCGUCUGCUACAAGACGAGCGCGAUUCCGGUGCGCCUGUCGCCACCAGUGCCGGGAGGAGGAGGUGGAGUAGUUGGAGGCCUUCCAGUGGCCUCCACCUGCGAGGUGGAGCAGGCCUUGAACCGCCUCAACCUUCAGGGUCAGCGCAACUCACGUGGACCACUGCCACAGCCACCGACUGAACACCAUGACUACGAGGAGAUCCAAGCCAACUAUCAAGUAAACUCGCCACAGCGACCGGCGCCACCUCGACCGGCGGGAGUGGGUGCUAGCGGAGGAGGACGUGGUGGUACUUACGGCGGCACCGGCACCCUCGGUACCUACACCGAGCUGGAGGGCGUGCCAUUCGUCAUGGACAUUAGGCUGCAGCGCAACCAAGCUGUAACUGAUGUGCCCACAUUGCCGGAGAUCUCCACACUGCUUAAGUCUUUGGACUAUGACUUUCAAUUGGAACGUCAGAUCUUGUGCACCAUGAAGUCAUCGGCGUCGAAGAACCCGUUCUUCAAGUAGGAAGAUUGCAAACACUCAUCUAGGAAACACUCGUCACAAAUUGAGCGUUUAGCAAUAUACCAUUUAUACAACAAUACAACAAAGCAACAGAACCGGAAAUGAGUGGAUUUAAUACUUAGAUUAGCGUAAGCUUGGACAGAUCUGAUGCGCAUGUGGCAGCUGCCAUGAAAGACCGUAAACCCAGUAGUUAUUCAGUUGAAUUAAGUUCUGAGGCCCCUGUUCCCUUAGAGUAAAAUGUGUGUAAUAUUCCUGUGCCUUCGAUAUGUAUCUAAUUUUCAUUGAUUGCCCAAGCAAGCAGUCGUAGACCUCAGUUUUUUAAAGUCCCUCAUUGGAAACCAACCCAAGCAGAAGCAGAAGCAGAAGCAGAAUCAGAAUCCUACCUAUUUACAUCAUAGAAAUCAUUCAUAUACAUGCAUCGAUUAACCCCGAAUUGUGAUCAGAAAAGCAGAUUUGUCAUUACUUUAGAAGCGCUAAAUCGGAUGGCUUUACGUGUGCACAACACAUACAAUUAUGUAAUUUGAAAGGCCCACGCAUUAGAUAUACACCUACCACAUAUGUUUAAACAAAAAUGUAAUGUUAAUGUUGAUAGGAGUCUAGGAAGCGGAUUGCUAAUAACGAACCUAAUAUAAACCUAGUACAUACAUGCAUAUAUCUGAUAUAUAUAUAUAUAUAUUAUAUACAUACGUUUAUAGGCCACUUAGCACUUAAAACCAGUUGGUUUUUAAAAAUAUAUAUCUAUUACACAUUAGCUCUAGUGACGAUUAGACUGUAUUGCGAAAUCAUAGAUUCUUCCCAACUGCCUCCGUCCCCGUUCGCCCCACAUUCCCUGCUCCCAAUCUAAUCGCCUCCUCAAAAAACUUACACCCCACCAUGUUAUAGAGCAGUUCAAAUACAAAAUACAAACAAAA
This is a messenger RNA of Drosophila gunungcola (fruit fly), 2586 nucleotides long. It is a transcript of the gene Mvb12, whose product is annotated as multivesicular body subunit 12A. Gene Ontology annotation, biological process: virus maturation; endosome to lysosome transport via multivesicular body sorting pathway; regulation of epidermal growth factor receptor signaling pathway. Gene Ontology annotation, cellular component: cytosol; ESCRT I complex. Lineage: Eukaryota; Metazoa; Arthropoda; Insecta; Diptera; Drosophilidae. The record is from RefSeq and is a predicted model, not a curated record. Bases 587 to 1678 code for a protein of 363 amino acids. The transcript has 6 exons.